AUGUUAAACGGGUUGAUGGGUUGUAAUAAAUGGGUUAAACAGGUCGUAAACAAGAUUAAGGGUGUUGUUGGUCCACGGCAAUUACAUUCUACAAGGAGACUCACACCUGAAAAUGGUGCGACAAAAGGCUUGAUCUUAGCAAAUGUGGCUGUGUAUCUGCUCUCGAAAGUUGCCGACACAAAGUUCAUAAGGCAGAACUUCACGGUACUUCUGGAUAACUUUAACAGCGGACGGUAUCAUACUAUGAUAACUUCUGCUUUCAGUCACAAGGACUUUUUACAUAUCCUCCCAAAUAUAAUCGCGCUUUAUAGCUAUGGCAAAAGAAUGGAACAACGCUUUGGGCCUGAAUUUCUGCUUAAGUUGUAUCUGGCUGGGGCUUUUACUGGCUCGGUUUCAUUCCUGUUGCAUCGGGUUUUUCUUGCCUUGUCAUCAAAGGACAAGCAAUCGUGUGAAUCGGACCGUUCAAAACUUGCAGCUUAUGGAGCAAGUGAUGCAGUGAUGGCUAUCUUGAUGCUUGAUACAUUACUCACCCCAGUGAAUAUUUCACUUGGCAAGUUUACAAUACCUGCCCAUGCUCUAUUAGCGGGGAGUUAUAUUUGGGAUGAUAUACAAAAACUAAAGGAAGAUAAUAAAAUUUCAGGAUCUGCUCACUUGGGUGGUGCUGCGGUUGGAAUCAUAACUUGGGCAUGGCUGAGAAAGGGGCGGUUAUAAAUUCUGUUUUA
Messenger RNA from Helianthus annuus (common sunflower), 722 nucleotides. RefSeq names its product RHOMBOID-like protein 12, mitochondrial. NCBI's taxonomy places the organism in Eukaryota, Viridiplantae, Streptophyta, Magnoliopsida, Asterales, Asteraceae. The record is from RefSeq and is a predicted model, not a curated record. Gene Ontology annotation, cellular component: membrane. Gene Ontology annotation, molecular function: serine-type endopeptidase activity. The transcript is spliced from 8 exons. Bases 1 to 711 code for a protein of 236 amino acids.